Molecule: messenger RNA, 4538 nt
Organism: Alligator sinensis (Chinese alligator)
Lineage: Eukaryota; Metazoa; Chordata; Crocodylia; Alligatoridae
Gene: WASF3
Product: WAS protein family member 3
Exons: 10
Coding region: 177-1685 (502 amino acids)
Biological process (GO): actin cytoskeleton organization; positive regulation of Arp2/3 complex-mediated actin nucleation
Cellular component (GO): cytoskeleton; SCAR complex; lamellipodium
Molecular function (GO): Arp2/3 complex binding; protein kinase A regulatory subunit binding; actin binding
Source: RefSeq, a predicted model, not a curated record
GCGGGGGGAGGGGCGCUGGCUGCCGCCUGUGGAGGAGCCGGAGCGAGAGCUGGAGGCGGCGAUGGAGCCGGGCGCGAGAUAAGAGGAUCUGAAUGUGCCUGCCUGUUGCAGAACAGAUCUUACUUGGUGAACAAGAAUGUUCUCUUGUUGCAUCUUCUUUUAAAAGAUUGUGAGUCAUGCCUUUAGUAAAGAGGAACAUUGAACCUAGGCACCUCUGCCGAGGAGCUCUGCCUGAAGGAAUUUCCAGUGAACUGGAAUGCGUAACCAACAGUACUCUUGCUGCUAUUAUACGGCAACUUAGCAGUUUAAGCAAACAUGCUGAAGAUAUAUUUGGUGAAUUGUUUAAUGAGGCCAACAACUUCUACAUUAGAGCAAAUUCCCUUCAAGACAGAAUUGAUCGCCUUGCUGUCAAAGUUACCCAGCUGGAUUCAACAGUAGAAGAGGUAUCUUUACAGGAUAUCAAUAUGAAAAAAGCAUUCAAAAGUUCAACAAUACAGGACCAGCAGGUGGUUUCAAAGAACAGUAUUCCUAACCCAGUGGCUGACAUUUACAAUCAGAGUGACAAACCACCUCCAUUGAAUAUUCUUACACCAUAUAGAGAUGAUAAGAAAGAUGGGUUGAAGUUCUAUACUGAUCCCUCCUAUUUUUUUGAUCUUUGGAAAGAGAAAAUGUUACAAGAUACUGAAGAUAAACGAAAGGAAAAAAGGAGGCAAAAGGAGCAAAAACGUAUAGAUGGCACAACCCGGGAGGUGAAAAAAGUUAGAAAAGCCAGGAACAGGCGCCAGGAGUGGAAUAUGAUGGCAUAUGAUAAAGAGCUUAGACCUGACAACAGGUUGUCUCAAAAUGUGUACCAUGGAGCAUCUUCCGAGGGAUCACUGUCCCCAGAUACUAGGUCACAUGCAUCUGACGUUACAGAUUAUUCUUAUCCUGCUACUCCAAAUCAUUCCCUCCAUCAGCAGCCAGUAAUGCCUUCAUAUGGAGCAGGAGAUGGUCCACAGUAUAUGGGUGUAUCCCAGGGCCAUGAACAUGAAUACAGACCACCUUCUACAACAGUGCGACAUCCUACCUUAAACAGACCUCAGCAACCACCUCCACCUCCACCCCAGGCUUCAGAUAGUUCACACAGCUCUGUACCUUUGGUACCAGCAGACUAUGGGAUGCUUCCAGCUCAGAUAGUGGAUUAUUACAAUCCUACAGGACCUCCCCCUCCUCCCCCUCCCCCUAUGAUUCCUUCAGCACAAACUGCUUUUGUUAGUCCUCUUCAGCUUCCUGUGCCACCGUCUCAUUCUGGACUUGUGACUGGAUCUACUUAUGCUGCUACUCCUCAUCCUCCUCCUACUGGGCUAGUUGUUACAGCUCCCCCUCCUCCUGGCCCUCCUCCGCCGCCGCCAGGCCCUCCUGCUGCAGGUUCAUCUCUCUCUUCCUCCCCAAUGCAUGCUCCUCCUGUUGCUGAGACAAAACGACAUGAAACCGCACAGGCACCAAUCAGUGAUGCUCGAAGUGAUCUUCUUGCCGCCAUUCGUAUGGGAAUUCAGUUGAAAAAGGUACAAGAGCAACGUGAACAGGAAGCAAAGCGAGAACCUGUUGGAAACGAUGUAGCAACUAUCCUUUCAAGACGCAUUGCUGUGGAGUACAGCGAUUCUGAUGAUGAUUCUGAAUUUGAUGAAAAUGAUUGGUCAGACUGAGAUCUGUUCCAUGUGCUAUAGCAAAAUUCAUGACACUUAGCUUAAGUGGUCAUGGUGUUAGUGGGAUAGAAGUCUGGGUGUUGAUACGUAUUACAACUAAUGAUCUAAGCACUAAAAAUGAAUUGGUAUUAUUUGGAAUGCUGUAGCUUAACAACUCUGGUAAUAAUAAUAAUGUGAUUAUGCUUAUACAGAUCCAAAAAUUUUCUUACUUUCAGUAUUUACUGCAUAAUACUUAAGUGCCACUAAAUGUAGCAGAUCAUGUGCUGCACACAAAGUAGGCUGCAGUUAUUGCACUGUUACAAAACCAGCAUUUUGUUUUGUUUUCUUGAUAAUGAAGGUAUAUGGCAUAUUUUUACUUUACAUUUCUUAUUCUAUAUAAUUUUGCAGACCUAUUUUGUACUUGUGAAGCUGUCUGGUUGUUAGUCAUUUAAGUCCUUGAAGGUUAUUGACACAUGACUAAAAGAUGUCUUCAGGUCCUUACAUUUUACCUUUCUAACAUUUUUCAGAAGUUAUGACUAUCUUGAAAUACAAGAGAUAGUAAAUAAGGGUGAUUAUAACAAGUGCAGAGGUUGUUCCAAUGCGCUGGAUUAAUAGUCUGCUGGAGUGUAGCAGUUGCUGCGCUCCAGCAGCCUCCUGCAUCUUGUAUAUCAGCAUCCCCCGUGCUUAAAAAUGGUGGUGGGGACACUUGAACUAAAACUCGUCAAAUGAGCUUUAGUUCAAGUGUCCCCGCCACCAUUUUUAAGCAGAGGAGAUGCUGAUAUACAAGACACAGCAGUGCUUUAAUUAGAGUGGCGCUCAGAACCGCUUUAAUUAAAUGCUGCUUCCCUCACCCCUGGAGGGGUGUUAAAAAUAUAAAAGUGGUACAUGUAAAAGUGCCCUAAAUGUUUCUCUGCAAUGCUCUUUUAAGUCAACUCUUGACUUAGUAGCUUGCACAUGUAUUUGGAUUUGGAAUUUUUAGCAUUAUAUAAUGUUAAUUUUCUUUAUGCAUUAUAGCUGUUUGAAAGUCUCAGUUAGAAUAUAAGUUUUGAAGAGUAAAUUCUUAGGGUUUGGUAAUUAUUUUGGGAGCAAGAUGCUUACUAGGAUUUUAGCUCUAGGUUGCUGGCAGCUGGGUUGAUAGUAUGAGAAGGUGGAACCGUGAAGUCGGCACAGAAAAAUUUGCCCCUCUGCUAUUAUUGCUAAGCCUGUUUCAGGGCUGUAUGGAACAGUUUUAGUCCAGUGCUAGCAUUCAGAUACAUUUCACAAGUAUUAAACUAAGUUUUUAUUUCUAUAGCUAUAAAUGUUUGUGGAUAGGACUUGAUUAUAUUGUAUGUGAAGAGUCAUGUAACAUUGCUUUCACUUUCUUAUAGCACGCUCAUUGAAGGUCCUUGAUUUUCUUGAAUGUAUUUCUAUCCCAAUAUGUUCCAUUUUAUAUAACUGGCAAUGAACAUGGUUUAAUUGUUUAGAUACGAUGCUGUAUAUAUUUUCAUUAUUUUUUCCCCUAGGAAAAGGGACUGCUAUCCACUCUGCUUUUGCUAUCUCUGUUCCCUUUAAAUAUAAUUCAUAGCUUAUUCAAUACAGUAUUGAAAUUUUAAUUUUUUUCUUCAUAUACUGUGACUCAGGCUGCUGCUUUGUCUAAUACGGCUUUUUGGUGGAGCAGUGGGCUAGAAGAGGGAGAAGAAGAGGGGGUGUGUGUGUGUGUGCGCGCGCGUGCAUGUGGGGGUAGCAGGAUGGGAGGGAGGGAAGAAAUGGUCUUUUUUUCUCCUUACCAGGUUACUAUUUUAAUCUUUAUAAAAGAAAAAAAAUCAGUGUAAUUCUAUGUCUAAUAUUUGGUAAAGCUCCUUUGUUCUGCAAGGCCCUUCUGUUCCUAAAAGGAAGAAAAGAAUUUAUAUCCUAACCAUUUAUUUUUACCCACUCUGAACUUCCACCCCUUUUCAUCCCAGCCCAUGCACAAGCCUUGUCUAAAAAUUUUGUCCAAAGAGAAUUUUGUUUUUCACAAAAUUUACUUGAAAAUUAUUGGCUACUUUAUUACUGUUUAAGGAGUUUCUGAUUUAUGAGAAUCUUGCAUUAUAGUAGUCAGGCAAAAAUGCCUUUGCCUCAGUGUUUGUGUUUCACUGCCCAUAAGGGCCUUAUCCUUUCAGAUGUGAGCAAUGGGAGCAUAAUGGUGAGCCACCAGAGCUCCCAUUAACCAAUGAGAGCCAAAGAUGCUCAGCUUCCUAUAGAAUUAGGUAUAUAUUUGUCUUUGCCUUAAAACACAGGGAUAAAUUCUCCUGUUGAUUUUGUGCACUGAGGUCUAUAGGUGUGCACAUUGCAGGACAGAACACUUGGACCAUACCUGGUAGUGGUUCUUCAUUAACAUGCAGAAGACAGUGUUUGUGUUGGUCACCAGGAUAUAGUUAUACAGUAGCUUGCAGAACACAAUGAUAUUUUGUGGGGUGAGCAAAUAGAUAAAAAUGCAACUAAUACUGCAGUGUUAUGUCACUGUAUGGGUGGGAGAAAUACUUUCCAUAGUCUUUUUAUAUGUAUCAAGAUAAAAUAGCACAUUACACAAUUCUUUCCAUUCUAAUGAAAUUUGAUAUGAUAGAAAAUAUAUUUUAUGAACACAGUCUGAAUGACCAUCAUGGAAACUUUGUAAUUUGCAUUAAGUAAUUUUAAAAUGAUAAUCUGUGAUCAGUUAAGGAUAAUUGGGAUUUUUCAGCCACAGUAGCCAAACCGUUUUUCUAAACUUGGGAGUAUUGUCAUUUCCUUUCAGUAUUUUAUCAGUACAAAUGUCAAUUAAAUUUAGUGAUGUAAACUAACUUAAUCUUAGGUCAUUUUUAUCUGUUUGUAUAGCUUACUCUGGAUUGUGCAAAUGUAACAAAUAUGAAUAAAACCUCA